Carassius gibelio (silver crucian carp) is the source of this 1899-nucleotide messenger RNA. Its product is annotated as tumor necrosis factor-inducible gene 6 protein. The coding region runs from base 67 to 882 and encodes 271 amino acids. Lineage: Eukaryota; Metazoa; Chordata; Actinopteri; Cypriniformes; Cyprinidae. The record is from RefSeq and is a predicted model, not a curated record. The transcript has 6 exons. Gene Ontology annotation, biological process: negative regulation of inflammatory response; cell adhesion. Gene Ontology annotation, molecular function: hyaluronic acid binding.
CAUUUAAACUUGGCUCGUGCAGGAUGUGCCCAGUUCAUUGCGUGACAGCUGCGCGCUAACAUCUGCAUGAUCCACUGCGGAAUGAGAGAAAUGCGCGUGUUAACUGUCGUACUCGCCGUUAUAUGUGUGCUGAAGGAGGCUGAAGCUUGGGGUUACAAGAAUGGAAUACUGCACAACUCUAUCUGGCUGGAGCAAGCAGCCGGAGUUUACCACCGCGAAUCUCGCAAAGGAAGAUAUCAGCUGACGUACAAGGAAGCCAUGGCUGUGUGCAAAUUUGAGGGGGGGACUCUUGCGACAUAUGAUCAACUGGAGGCUGCUCGCCAAAUUGGGUUCCAUGUGUGUGCAGCUGGAUGGUUUGACAAAGGACGUGUGGGCUAUCCGAUUGUGAAAGCUGGUGCCAACUGUGGUUUCGGAAAGGUUGGAAUAAUUGAUUAUGGAUAUCGGCUCAAUAAAAGUGAGAAGUGGGAUGUCUACUGCUAUAACCCCGGGGCAAAGGAGUGUGGAGGCGUUCACACAGAUCAGGAGAAGGUUUUCAGUUCUCCUGGAUAUCCAGAAGACUACCAGGAUAAGCAGAUUUGCUACUGGCACAUUCGUGUGCGUUACGGCCAACGAAUCCGCCUGCACUUCCUAGACUUUGACAUUGAGGAAGACACAGAUUGCCUCAGUGAUUCCCUGGAGAUCUAUGACAGCUAUGAUGAUGUAUUAGGCUUUGUUGGAAGAUACUGUGGGGAUGAACUUCCAGAGGACUUCAUAAGUACAGGAAAUGUCAUGACUCUGAAGUUCCUUUCUGAUUCCUCGGUGACGGGUGGAGGUUUUCAGCUGCAGUACAUCGCUGUCAACUCCUCUCAGCUCUUUGACAAUCACACUGAUGCCUUGUCUUGACCAAUAUUUAAAGCACCAAACCCACUUCUUUAAUACACCCAAACCCACAACUGUGUCGUUUUUUUUAAUGUUUUUAUUUCUUUACCAAGGGUGCAAUGAUAAAGCUAUGAAUAAUCACUAUUGUAAGUGCAUAGGCCUGUGAACAUUUAAAAAAUGAACACUCAUAAAACAAAGUUCAUUUAAUGCAUUGACGUGUUUUAUUGUUUUAUUGUAACCACAAGAAAUAAGCUGAGAUCUUUUUUUAAUAGAUCUUAACCCCUGGGAUCUAAAAGUGCUUGAAAUUGUAGAAACACAAGUAUACUCUGUCUUACAAAAGUUGUUUGCAUUCUUAAAAAUUUUGAACUCAUAUGAAACAUAACAUGAUACUAAUACUAAACAAAACAAAAAAAGAAAAAGAAAAAAGGCAGCAUUAAUGAAUGGAAAGUUUUUGCCUGCAAUGAAAAAAAGACAAUAAUUCUGAAUCAAAGAGAUUUUAACAGUACAUGUACAGUUAUUCAGAGUAAGUAAUUCUGCUUCUUACGUCUAUGCAUUUCUAUCAGGUUAAGCCUUUUAAUGAUUAAGGAUCUGUGGUUCCUUAGUGGGCCUCGGGUCUUAAGCCCGGGUCUUUAAGGGCAUAAGCCCUUAAAUGUGGUGCCCAAAAUGAUUAGAAUAGUAUUUUCUGCAGCUAAAAAUGGGUUAAAUAAGUCAGUUUCCUUCUUUUGCUGUAGUGUGACAGUAGGAAAUGUAAGUUUACAUUUUCAAACAUAAUUUUGCCAUUAAUUGUAAUAAUGAUCAAUCACAUUAAUUGUAAAAAGAAAAUACUGUGUUUUUAUUUUAUUUUGGCCACGACUGCGUUUGUUUGUAAAUGUCAAUAACAAUGCAGUUGCUUACUGUUUGUAUGUUUGUUCAAAAUCCAUUAACAAAUGUUGACAGAUAUAACUUUGAAUUUAAAAUGUUUUGGAAUAAGUGCUGAAAUUAAUAUUAGCUAAUGUUAAUAAAAUAUGAAGAAAUACUGCUAUAUUUUGUUAUUUCAUGUUA